AAAUUAUCCUAUUCUAGCCCUCGGAUAUCACUGGUCCGCGAAAAUAAUACAGCUAUCAUCUGACAGAUGGCGCAAUCAGGAUGCAUCUAAAUUACACUACCCCACACUUAAUCACACCUGAUUUUUCCCAUCACCUGCGUCGCAGCCCAUUGCUCUCAAGUUUGUCCAAAAUUCGGUCAUACUUUUCCAAAUCUUUGGCCAUAAAUAGAAAUUUUUAGUAAUAAAUUAGCAUUAAUUCUGAUUUUAUUUUGAAUAUUUGACGAUUCUUUCAUUGAUUGCAUUUUGAAUCCAAUAAUUUGAAUUCAUCUCUUCUUCAUCUUGGAUUUCAUGCUUAUGUUCUUGUUCUUCUACACCUCGGUCUAGAUUAUUGUAUGCAUAUAGAAAUUCAGUUGAAUUGAGUAAUUUAGGGCAAGAAUGACGUGCGAAAUGAAUCGUGUUGGAGACGAUGAACUACAACUCAUAGAUUUCUCGGAGGAAGAUGAUUACUUAAUCGCGUUUCCUUUUCGUGAUUCUCUCGAAGAUCUCCGACUUUCAGUAACAUACGACAAUCUGAAUGAGUGUGAUCGUAUCAAGCUGUUUGAAAGUAUUAAUUCGCAAGUAGUAGAGCGGAUUGAUCAAGCACAGUUUGAAUCCAUGGAGCCAAGAAGACCAAGUUUCUUGCGUAAAAGCUUAGCUUGGGACAAUGCCUUCUUCACUAGUGCAGGUGUGUUGAACCUCGAAGAGCUGUUUAUGAUAAAUAAAGGCUUCAAAAAACCUGAAUCCAAUCACCAAACUCCUCGUAAUAAAGUUACUCUUAAGAAUCAAACAUCAUCUGGUAUUAAUCAAUCACCACUUCUAUUUAAUCAUCAUCUACUCCACAUUCUUUAUAAAAACCGAGGUUUUAAAUAUGUCUCCUUUUCAGCCUCCAAGAAAUCAAAUAUCUGCUCUCAAAACAAGGUCAAACCAGUAUCUGGAGCUUCAAAACUGGUCUCAUCUAAACAUACUAACAAAGCAUCUGUUGAAGAAUCAGAAUCAUAUAGCAUGAAAACAAAACAUAAAUCCAGAAAAGCAGGAUUAGGGACAGAUUUAAAUGUUUCCAAGAGGUCUCGAUGGGGAGACUUAUCUGGUCUUCCUAAAUCAACUUCUUUUACUUCUCAAAAGGAUUUAAAAGCUGAUUCCUCAUAUGAAUCAUCUUCUAGUGCUUCUUCAUCUUCUAAAUCCAGUAGAAAGGAAAUCAAUCACAAAAACACAAAACCAACUUCAUCCACAUCCCCUUGUAGCUCCAUUGAAGGAUGGUUAUCUUCAUCUUCUUCUAAUACACCUGAAUAUGCAACAACAUCAUCAAUGGAAACUCUCCUUUCUAGUGGGCCCAAAAGAAAAAUCAAAUCUUCGGGUCUUCGAAUGCCAUCACCAAAGAUUGGAUUCUUUGAUGAGGGGCAACCCUUUAAAGGAAGUAUGCAGGAGAAACAAAGUCCUUUACAAUCACAUAACAGAAACAGGCUAAACAAAAACAAAUUACAGUUAUCCAAUCUUUCUCCUUCUGUUACCCCUGAGAAUUGUUCAAAAGUUAGAAAAGCUUUCAAUGAUGGAAGAAAAAGUGGUGUGAGUUUUAGCAAGUUGAAAGUGGAUGUGCAAAUACAAAAGGAAAUAUCAAAUAAAAGAAUGCACAUAGAGGAAAAGAAGCAGAAAGAUGAAGCUAUGAUAGACAUGAAACAAAAGCAAGAUGAGAGUGAUCAGAAAGAGAAUGUGUUUAGUUUUGAAGAUCAAGUCAAUGGUUUAACCAAAUGCUUAGAGGUCAUUGAUCUAGACAGGGAUGUGGGUCCCGAGGUCAAAGGUCAACUCUCAAGAACUCCAUUGGCUGAAAAAGUUUAUGGUAAGCAUUAGAAUUGCAUUAUAAUUUUGUUUCUUUUUACAUCAACUAUCUUAUAGUUUUAUAUUUCAUCUUUUUUUAUCUUUGAUUAUUAAGAGCAAAUAAGUCCAUCUUUUUGCAUAGUUUUAUGGAAUGAAAAUUUAUUUGUGUUAGUUGUUUCA
Messenger RNA from Lactuca sativa (garden lettuce), 2010 nucleotides. RefSeq lists its product as uncharacterized. The record is from RefSeq and is a predicted model, not a curated record. NCBI's taxonomy places the organism in Eukaryota, Viridiplantae, Streptophyta, Magnoliopsida, Asterales, Asteraceae. Gene Ontology annotation, molecular function: microtubule binding.